GCAUCCAUGGGGUCGAAGCGGCAUGGCGCUGCGCUGGUGCUGCUGCUGCUCGCCGCCUCCAUGCGCGCGCACAUGCUUCCGGUCGUGUCUACCGCGCCGAUGCUAGAUCGCCAUAUAUGCACGCUGCCUACGAUUGCAUUCAAGGCGACGUGGCCGGCUGCCACGUCUGACGGUGGGCCCGUUGUCGCCUAUGAGCUACAGUACCGCGCUAUAGCAUCGGCUGAAUGGACGACUGCGUCCAACACCAUCACGGGCGGCGUCUCGUCCAACCCAGCGUAUCAAGUGCAAACGAUUGUCUCGACGGGCCACUCGGCAGCGUCGGUCAUCGCCGGCGGGUACUUUCGGCUCUCUAGCUCCUACGACGGCGUCGUUAACAUCGACGUCGAGACAGGGCGGUCAUCGACGCCACUCAUUUCGCACCAAGCAACUGCCGACCAGGUCCAACAAGCGCUACACGCCAUCGAGGACCUCUUGGAUGUCCGCGUCACGCGCGAUGGACCGGAUGCCAAUGGCGGGUAUCGGUGGCAUGUGACCUUUCAUGAGCAGCACCCACGCCCACUCCUGAGCAUCCGCAGCAGCAACCUCGACAACGGCGACGUGACGGUGCUUCUCAACCGCGGCGAUGGGCCCAUGUGCGAAGGAAGCUGCGGCUAUGUGCUUGGUCCAUUGCACAACGCCACAUCCUACAUCGUGCGCGUCCGAGCCAAGAACGACGCGGGAUCGGGACCGUGGUCCAUCGAGUCGAAUGCUCUGCUCACGUGUGCUCAAAGUGUGCCGGAUGCCGUCCGUGAACUCCGCGCCAUUUCCAGCACGGAAGUCAGUGUCACGUUGGCUUGGGGCGCGCCAAAGACGCCUCAUUGGCUGCCCAUUCUUCGCUACGAGAUGGGCUACCAAUGCGACUUUGAUCCGGCGUGGUCGACGCUGACGACGGCGUCACCAACGGUCGCGAUCUCAGGCCUGCGUGCCCAUGCCACUUGCCUGUUUCGAGUGCAAGCGGCGAAUGCUGUCGGCUUCGGCCCGAUGGGACCGACGCUAACAGCCACCACGCAAGCGUCGGUGCCGUCACCGCCCCAAACUGUCACCUUGGCCGCGAGCGCCGCGACGCCGGAGGAGCUCACACUCGCCUUCACCGCCCCCACUGACGACGGCGGGUUGCCGCUCGUCGGAUUCCGCGUUGCGUACAAGCCGGUGUAUGGAUUUGAGUGGGUCGAAUUGAAACUCUCCAACGCGACAAGCGUACAGCUGCGUAACGUCCAAGCCUACACACGGUAUAUCGCUCGGGUUGCGGCGGUCAACGCCAUCGGCCCGAGCGCUUACGUUGCGUCGGCCAUCGUUCGCAGCAACGCACGGCGCGAGUUCCCAGCACCACCACGAGACGAUAUCACCGUACUGCCGAACGCCCGUUGCAUUCGAUUGGGCACGGUAUCGUCCGUGGCUGCGAAUGCCAACGAUCUGGUCUACAUGGGAGGCACUGCCAAUGGGGGCGUAAACGGCAACGACGGCCAGAACGGAUUGAUCGUGCUGCACCUCUACUCGACACUUGGAUUGCGUGCGCAAGAGCUUGUGUUUGACCCGUCGGCUGGUGAUAUCCAGACGUUUCAGGUACCCCGACCCGAUACGGGUACGUCGUGGGCGUACGUCGACGUCUUUGCGUGGGGUGGGGGUGGGGGCAGCGGCAAAAAUCAAGUCUGUCCGACAUGCAGUGCCGGUGGCGGCGGCGGCUUUAGCCGGGCACCGUUCGCGGUCACACCCGGCGAUGUUUUCGUGCUUACGAUCGGCGGUGGUGGACGUGGCUACCGCAACGGAGGUGACGGUGGUGCUGGCGGCGGCGGGCACGGCGGCCAUGGCGACUUUGCCGGUGGCGGUGGCGGCGGUGCCAGUCUCGUGCGACGAGGAGACACCCUUCUCGUGGUUGCGGCGGGCGGCGGUGGCGGCGGGUCCACCGACUAUUGCUGCUCCAACGGCGGUGGCGGUGGUGGCAACGAAGGUGCACCAGGCGUCGCAGUUUCGGCGGCCACGCUGCAACUGCCCCUGGAUACCUGCAGCCGGGAUGAGUUUCACUCGCGCUUUGUGUAUGGUGACAACCGAGACUUUACGGGUCGACCCGCCCACGACAACAACAUUGAGUUUGGGUUUUCGCCGUACGCAGAUUAUUCGCAGUUGGCGCUGCCCGGUGCCGGAGGAUCGUCGCAAGCAGGUGGCGCCCCCGGCCAACAGAGCUCGUAUCGUCAUACCACGACGACGAGAGCGUCUUCGAACGGGUAUCAUCUCCAUGGUGGUCAAGGCGGGGACAGCAAGAACGGCGGUGGCGGCGGUGGCAGUGGGUUCUACGGCGGCGGUGGUGGAGGAGGCGGCUUGGCGGGGGCAGGUGGCGGCGGCGGCGCCGGCUACGUCAACUGCGCUCUGGCGUAUACGUCACGGCUCUACGUACCACCGCCGUCGCUUCUGGUACCUCGAAACCUUACCGUCUCGUCGACGCCACAUGCACUGCAGUUAACUUGGCUCCCACCGCCCGCCGGGUUACUGGACACGGUUACUGGGUACCUCGUCGAGGUCGCCCCCGGCGUCGCCAACGAAAACUUUGCCACAGCGGGAACGACGACGAGUACGAGCUUCGUUCUUGAUGGGCUCCCGCCGGCCACCGAGUACGCAGUGCGCGUCAAGGUCCUUGCACGAUACAACCACGGAACCAAGGGGGCGCGCGUUACCGCUACCACAGCCAAUGUCCCCGAAAAUGUGUGGACAUGGGUCCCGCCGAAGCAGCUGAUGCAAGGCAACGUCGGCGCUGGGUUGUACCACACGGAUGCACCGACGGCAGAGAGUCAGCCGACACCGUCGCUUCGGCGCGGGCACUCGCUCGUUGCGAUAGAAGAGUUUGUCUACCUCUUUGGCGGAUUCGGCCCUGGCUAUGGCUGUCAGCGGGGCAACACGGGAGGGUGCAGUACGAGUGCGCGCGAAAACAACGAGCUCUGGCGCUACCACUCGCCAACUCAAACUUGGCUGCAGCUGCUAGUGCCUAGUGGUCCUAGUCCGCGGGAGAAGCACUCGGCCGUCAACCUCGGAGGCGCCCAUAUGCUACUGUUUGGUGGUCGACGACUGCAGGCAGACAACUCGCCGGUGCUCUUCAACGAUGUGUGGCUGCUCACAGGCGCCAGUGUCUGGAGUACGGUGACCACCGGUUUGACUACCGGUGUCAACCUGCCGAUCCCGGACGGACUGGAUCUCUGGACGACAGCCGUCGCACGCACCGAUGUCUCGGCGACGUGCAUUGCAGCGAUGACCGUCACGCUUGUCUUGCAGCAUGCGUGUCCGUCGUCGCUCGAGAUUGGCUUGUAUGGUCCAGGCCCAGACACCUUUUCACCGCUCCAAGACGACAGCAUAUCGGGCGUCGGUGCGACUGCCGAGGCGACGUGGUCCAUCGAGACGUUCAACCAAACGACAUUCGGUCGAUCGCGGACGACGCCAACCGCUCCGUCGACACGAGGUCACCGAGUCGAGUUGUUUGCGUCCGCCAAUGCCACCGCGUGCACACCGGGGACGACAACCAUGAAGUUUUCGUCGAAUGGCUCGGCGAGCAACCGGCCGUUGGAGCCAUUUGAGGCGUUCCUGCACCUGCCCGCGGGCGGCGUCUGGACGCUACAGAUCCACGACACGGCCCAGGACGGCAACAGCGGCGUGCUCCUCAGCUGGAGCAUAUCAUGGACAAUGCAACCGUGUGUGCCAAGCUACGAGUGGAGUAACCUCACACCUUUGAUCGCUGGUGUGCCGCCAACGCCCCGGUACGAGCACGCCGCGAUCGUCGUUGGCACCAGUAUGUUUGUCUAUGGCGGUAAAACCACCGGCCUGGUCAACGCCAACGACCUCUAUCGACUCGACUACGUCGCAGGCAGCUCCAGCAAUGCGUGGGUCACACUUUCCGCGAUGCCUCUGCAGCGCUACCACCGACCGUCGGGACAUCUCUCGUACCUCUCGCCUUUCGAGCUGCUGCGCAUCUCGUCCGGGCUUACCGCCGCAAUCUUCGACGACAGCACGGAUACGGUGGAGCUGAUGCAGUCGAGCGUCAGCACGCCGGGCGAUCCCCUCGUCGGCAUUCCGGUCGCGGGGAGGAGCCCCCGGCAGCGAUACUUUGGCGCUGUUGCCGGUCUCGAGACCUCGUCCGAGCUCAAACUGGUGCUCUUUGGCGGGCAAGACCACACGGGUUUUCUCGGCGAUACAUGGGAGCUCCGCAUGCGGCAGCCACCCAAUCGUCUCUUUCCGCAAAGCGACGUCUGUGCGUGGCGACCGACCAACACUCGAGUGCAAGUGGAAUGGAGCGCGUCGUGCGGCUGGACAAGUGGCACGAUGCAAGCGUGUCCCGUCUCCAGCAUCUUGCUCGCUGCAUAUUGCUCUCAGACGUACCAGAGCAUCGCCAACCUCUACUAGUUUAAAAUGGACAGACUGUAUGUGCU
Messenger RNA from Saprolegnia parasitica CBS 223.65, 4448 nucleotides. RefSeq lists its product as hypothetical. The record is from RefSeq and is a predicted model, not a curated record. Gene Ontology annotation, molecular function: protein binding. Lineage: Eukaryota; Oomycota; Saprolegniomycetes; Saprolegniales; Saprolegniaceae. Bases 7 to 4422 code for a protein of 1471 amino acids. The transcript is spliced from 23 exons.